This is a messenger RNA of Branchiostoma belcheri (Belcher's lancelet), 2908 nucleotides long. RefSeq names its product fibroblast growth factor receptor 4-like. Gene Ontology annotation, molecular function: ATP binding; transmembrane receptor protein tyrosine kinase activity. Gene Ontology annotation, biological process: positive regulation of kinase activity; protein phosphorylation; cell surface receptor protein tyrosine kinase signaling pathway. Gene Ontology annotation, cellular component: signaling receptor complex. The transcript has 17 exons. Lineage: Eukaryota; Metazoa; Chordata; Leptocardii; Amphioxiformes; Branchiostomatidae. The record is from RefSeq and is a predicted model, not a curated record. Bases 185 to 2302 code for a protein of 705 amino acids.
ACAGCAAUGUGAAAAUUCACAAUUAAUACUAGGUAAAUGAGAUUUCCUUAUUUUGAAUCGUUCACGUUCCGCAAAGCUUACUUUAUACCUCAUGCGAAAGAGAGAAAUCGAAGCUCUAAGCAUUGAUAUGUCAUGUGUUUAUGUUCUAAGUAUACACCAGUACAAACCGUGAACCUACAAUGUCAUGACGCUCUUCCCCUUUCUUCAGGAAUUCGUUCAAUUCAAGUUUGCCGGGUUGCUUCAACUUACCCAAGAACAAGUCUAUCCGUAUGGCUAUAAGACGUACAACAAAACUCCAUCAGGUGGUAGUAUGCUGGAGUUCUACUUAACCAUUGAAUAUGGGCGUCUUGACUUUGAGUUGACACCAGACACCCAAUUUGUCUGUGCAUCAACCCACGGUCGUGCUCUGGUAUCACCCAUUUUAAAGGAAGAGAGCAAGUGGCCCCCUGAUGACGACUGGCCGUGGAUUCCCUUCUACUAUUACAACGUGGCGUGGGAGAGAACAGAAGCAGUUUUAAAAAUAAUCUAUUUUGACGUACAGGUAGGAGAGGAGAAACCUAACAGGGUGGAAUGUGUGAUCAAGGGACAAACCUACCCUGUUGAAGUGAUAGUAAAAGCCUGCCCCGUCGGCCGAUUCGGACGGAUCUGUAUGGAGCGCUGUCAGUGUUACAACGGGGCUUCGUGUCACAGCUUCAACGGCGCGUGCAAGUGCGCCCCUGGCUGGACUGGAAGGCACUGCACCACUGAAAAUCCAGAAGUGCGCAUCAGUCCUUCAAGCAGUGAACUGAGAGACUUGCGGUACGGACAGGAACUACAGCUGACAUGCACAGGCUACAACUUUCCUAUCACAAACAUCACAUGGUUCUUCAAGAAUGACGUUUCUAAGACUGAAAAACCGCCGGAAGUCAAGGACAGGAACUCUACACAUCUAAAUAUCAGCUCCCUGCUGCCUCAGUAUGAGGGUCACGUGACUUGUGAGGCCGUCAGUACCAGCGGAGAGAAAUACAAAGACGCGGUCGACAUACGGAUAGCAGGUUGCCGGGACAACCUGUACGGUGAGCGGUGUGACCAGACCUGUGACUGUACCGGCCCGGCCACGUGUAACCGGACCCUCGGCUGUGCCUGUCCCGAGGGCGUGUCCGGCGACGGUUGUCCAAGACCCGAAGACGCCGACACCCAGUUUACUCUACUGGUCGUCAGUUUAACCUCAUCAGGCGUGGUGAUCCUCCUCGUCAUUGUCAUUAUCCUGCUCCACAGGCAAAACAACAGGCUUCGUGUGGGACCCAUUAACGACCCAGAAAUCUUCAAACUUGGACAGAAGAUGCAGGCCGUGAUGCCACGGGAGCGAGGCCCCUCGUCGAGCAGUAUCGACAUGGAUAUGUUGAAGGAGAGGGAGAUAGACAGAGGAAGGCUGCAGAUCGGACAGCUCCUGGGAGAGGGCGCUUUUGGGCAUGUAGUCAAGGCAACGCUGGAACAACCUGAAGGAGGCAAUGUCGUGGUAGCUGUCAAGAAACUGAAAGACAACGCAGAAACAACUGCAAGGACUGACCUUCUGCGAGAGACCUGUAUCAUGUUGUUGUGCGGUGAUCAUGACAACGUCAUCGGGCUCAAAGGCAUCUGUUUUAGAGACGGGCCACUGCAGCUGGUGCUGGAAUAUGCGGAACACGGGAGUCUCCUUCACCUGCUGUGGACGUUACGUGCGGAGUCCAAACUCAACAGGACCGUUCUGGUCAACAAACGGCACAUCUUCGAGAACAUGAUGGUGGGAGUCUGCUGCGGGCUGGAGCACCUGGCGAGCCAGAGGCUGGUUCACCGAGACAUCGCCGCCAGAAACAUCCUGAUCUGUGGGAAGGGAACCGCAAAGAUUGCUGACUUCGGGCUGGCUCGUGACACGUACGCUGUUGGGUACCAUCGACAGGGGAGGGGUAACGAACUCCUGCCUCUGAAGUGGAUGGCACCGGAGGGCUUGAAGAACGAGGCUAUGUUCACCCACAAGAGUGACGUGUGGUCUUUUGGGGUUCUGUUGUGGGAAGUGGCGCAGCUGGGUCGCACGCCGUACCCUGGGAUGGACGGCGCAGACAGAAUAUACGAUGCUCUGCGUAACCACUUCAGACUCCCGAGGCCACAGCUGUGUACAGAGGAAAGGUACCAGCUCAUGCUGAAAUGUUGGAAGUUUAACGAGAAGAGAAGGCCGGACGCCACAACAGUUAGAAAACAACUGGAGGCAGAUCCCAAUGGCUUCUUCUACUUCAAUGUUCCAACGGCAGCGAUCGAGGCGGCGGCACCAGUCACUCCGGUGUGAGACCACAUAGAACGUCGGUAGGAGAUCAGGGUGACGACUGUCUGCUGUGGAUCUUCACAGGAACUGACUUAAUCAAGAGUUUAUUUUUGUCCAGUCUUAAUCAAGAGUUUUGGGUUACUCAUUAGCUAAUCAUACAAUCUGAUCUUACAAACUGUAUCCAAUCCAGAAAACCACGACAAAUUAAACAGUAUUUACUAAAGUCAAGAGAUAAUUGUUGGAAAGUACAUUGUUACAACCCUUGUCCUGCUGGUCAUUCUGACAAUAUCUGUGCAUUAUGUGCUCCCUGUCUUACUAAUCUACUGUGUCGUUUUGUCAUUGUUACACUAGUACGGUAUUUUCAUUGUAAUGUUUCUUACUUACUAUUUCUACGAGUAUAUGUUUACGAGGGAUGAUUUGUCAAUUUUGCUAUGCUUUACUUUUAUUAUUUGUAAUAAUGUUUUUUUUUAAAUUUUAUUGUGGGGAUAUGCUCCUAGGAAUACUCUAAAAAGCGCCAGAAGGAGACAAAUCUGGAUAAAUAAAUAAAGAACUAGAAAGAACAUUGGUACAAUGCAGAUUCAUGUGACUUCCAUUGGUACAAUGCAGAUUCAUUUUACUUCGAUUGUUACU